UUCAGUUGCGGCGUCGAUUUUGCGAAGUGCAGGAAAAAUUGUUAUUUUAAGUAAAAUUCUUGAGCUAAAGAGACAGAGAGCACAAGGAAAAUGAACACCGAUGUUGCAAGAGCUGAAAAUGUGGCGAAUAACGACACUUCGAUGAAUGGCUCGAGUGUAGACGAAAGUACGCUGUACUACUCAAUGAAUAGCUCGGGUGGUUUGGCUUCAGAGUUGGAGGGCACACUGGAGGCAGAGGCGGAUGAAGAAGCAGUGAUAUCAGUGGAAAUUCCAGACUUUUCUCCCGGAACUGCACUUCGCGAUCCUCUGGCGAUUUGUGACAAGUUUUUGCAGAAGAAUGCCUUGAUGUCUUCUACACCCAAUCGGUUGAUUUUUCCUCCGUCCGAUGACAAAGUCCCGGAAGGGAUUGAGAAGGAGGAACAGCCGGCGGAUGAAUCAAAAGAUGAUACUCUGCAGGAGAAGAACGAGGAAGCGACAAUGAAGAGCGACAAUUCCCUGAAAGAUCUUUCAGGCAAAGAAUCCGUAUCUCCGAAGCAAAUCCUUGAGGACUUGCCUGGAGAGAAGCAAAAAUAUUCUGAAGAUAUUGUGGAGAAGAAGGACGAGGCUUUCCAGGAAGCUCUAAUAGUGGUUCAGGAAAUGAGCGUCACGCGAGUGACUGAGGAUCUGAUCAGAGUUGUGAUUGAAGAGGAAUCUGAGGAAAUGGAGGCAACUCCUGUCCCGGAGACAACUCCUGUCCCGGAAACAACUCUUGCCCCGGAACCAGCUCCUGCCCCGGAACCAGUUCCUGUCCCGGAACCAGCUCAAGAAACGCUGGAACCGCAAAGAGUGCCUGAAAACGAGGAGAAUAAGGAGAAUGCCAAGCAGAGACGACGCUCGAAGAUUGCCGUCUUGAAUGCGCUUCCCAAGGAGGCAAAACCCACAGGAAAGCAAUCUCUGAUCAGAAGAUCAAUUCUCAAGUCAGACGUGAAAUCUCCCGCCAGGGCGAUCAAGAGAAGCUCUCUCUUACCCAGAAAUCUCCCUGCAGCCCAGAAGAGGCAGACAAUUAAUCCGCUGCUUAGCAAACCUGGUCCCUCUGCUCCGCUGGCCAAGCCUAAAACUGCUCCUCCAGUAGCGAAGAAGCGUCAAACUCUCGCCCCUAGCACCAAGCAGAGAUCUCCAAAAGCCAUUCUGACCACCAAGAAUCCACCGCUGGUGAACAAAUCACCCAAAUUCCUCCAUCCCAAGGACGUGCUUCCAUCAGCUAGAGAGUUUGAGUGCAAGGUGUGCAAGAAGAAGUUCCGCACGUUGAUGAUCCUCGAGACACACGCCAAGACGCACAAGGAUGCUGCAAAGACUGGGCUUUUCUGCAAAUACUGCGAUCGCCGCUUCGAGAUCAAGAAGGGACUGGAGAAUCACAUCCAGAACUACUGCGCAAAGAUUCCCGUGGGCGAGAAGAGACGCUUGCUGGACGAGCAGGCAAAGAUCAAUGCUCUCACGCCGCGCACAAAGCGUCUGAUGAAGACGUCUUCUGGAUGCGAUAGCUCGUCCAGCGCUGCUUCCUCGAGCAGUGACCUCAUGAAUCAACUAAGGCGCUCACCGAGCGCCCAAAGAAGCGUUCCCAAGAGGAGGAGCGUGGCCUUUGCUGGGAUCAGCGCCACUCCCAACCGGACCAUCAAGUGCUAUCAGUGCCUGAAGGAGUUCAUCGAUGUCUUUGAGUUUUCUGACCACAUCACGGAGCAUGUAGAGAACUGA
Molecule: messenger RNA, 1731 nt
Organism: Phlebotomus argentipes
Lineage: Eukaryota; Metazoa; Arthropoda; Insecta; Diptera; Psychodidae
Product: translation initiation factor IF-2
Exons: 2
Coding region: 91-1731 (546 amino acids)
Biological process (GO): regulation of transcription by RNA polymerase II
Cellular component (GO): nucleus
Molecular function (GO): RNA polymerase II transcription regulatory region sequence-specific DNA binding; DNA-binding transcription factor activity, RNA polymerase II-specific
Source: RefSeq, a predicted model, not a curated record